CCCAAAAGACGCCCUCGCCCUCACGCGCUAGACCAUUCAAAAACUCGCCAACUCCACGCCGCGCCGUCUUCGCCUCUACAUCCUGCCAGCCUCCUCUUCCUGUUAUCCUCUUAAUAAACCAACCAGCCCUCUCUCUCUCCCUCGCAACCUCGAGGUUCUUCGCCGCCCUCGUCCUCCUUUCCAAUCCCUCUCAAUCAAACUCCAUCAGCUCCCGUCGCAAACCGCCAAAAUGGUCAGCCCUCAGAUCACCAACCUGAUCAUCAUGCUAGGCAUGGUGCAGGUCUCCCGCAAGGUCCCCUUCGAAGACCCCAAUGUCCUGAACAUGUGCCGCGCCGGUUACAUUGCCAGCAACAUCAUCAUCGCCAUCAUCUACCUUUACGUCCAGGCCCAGAUCAACAAGAAGAAGGACCUCACCACCCUCAAGUACGUCGAGCCCCCAGCGAUGGGCUCCGCCGAGGAGGGCAAGCUCGUCACCACCACCAUCCACGCCUACGACACCACUCAGCUCCGCCAGGCCUUCCGUUCCCAGGCCAUGGGUAUCGCCAUGAUGGCAUUCAUGCACAUCUACAUGAAGUACACCAACCCCCUCCUGAUCCAGUCCAUCAUCCCCCUCAAGAGCGCCCUUGAGAGCAACCUCGUCAAGAUCCACGUCUUUGGCCAACCCGCCGCCGGUGACCUCAAGCGCCCCUUCAAGGCUCCCGCCAGCUUCAUGCAGGGUCUCCAGAGCGGCCCCGCCGCCAGCGACAAGAAGGCCAUUGAGACUGCCGAGCGUGCCGGCCGCGGUGGUGCCAAGGAGGAGUAAAUGUCUGCUCGCUAUCGUCGCCCGUCGUAGUUGGUAUUUGGGGGAAACCGGACAGUCGGACAGUGAACAAAAUAUAAAAUCAAAAAGGAGGGCAUCAUUGGUUAUACAGGAGAUGUUUUCGGUUGCAAUCAAGGGGCGGUGAUAUCUUCCCGUACCUACCUGGAGGCAAUAAGAGGAUACGCUGGCACGAAUGGAAAGUAGAUUUCCAACACCAUGCGAUCCUCUCGAAAUUGGAGUGGCAAACUCGUCGCGUAGAUGCUUAGUCUCGUCAAGAUACAGUUCAGUAAUCCGCACUCUGUUCGUUUUCACACCAUUUCCACCAUGACAACUUCUCCUUAAUCCGACAUCAAACCCCAUAGUAUCUCUAUUUUAGCUCCAUUUCGUACGAGUCUGACAGCUCCGGCUCCGCCACUUCCGCCUCCAGUCC
Molecule: messenger RNA, 1229 nt
Organism: Colletotrichum phormii
Lineage: Eukaryota; Fungi; Ascomycota; Sordariomycetes; Glomerellales; Glomerellaceae
Product: phosphate transporter
Exons: 3
Coding region: 230-802 (190 amino acids)
Biological process (GO): protein targeting to ER
Cellular component (GO): mitochondrion; endoplasmic reticulum
Source: RefSeq, a predicted model, not a curated record